ACCGCAGCGUCUGUCUCCUUUUGCAGCAUUGCCUGCGCACCAUGAUCCUGGCCGUGAGCCCCCGCUGCUCCCUUCUGGGGAUGCUGCUGUGCCUCCUGGGCAUCUCCUGCCAGGCGCAGGCUGGCACGGACCUCUCGCCGCAGCCGGCCGUCACCGCAGCCUCCUUCCUGCAGGCGCUCCUGCGCCGGUACGGCGAGAGCGAGGCGCUGACCCUGCCGCAGCUCAAGGCCCUGCUGGACCGCCUCGACGUGGGGGUGGGGCACGAGAACAUCUCCCGGUCGGAGCCGCAGCGCAGGAACCUCUCCCGGUGCUUCAGCUCCUCGGAGCUCUUCUCCGCCCAUAACCUGAGUGAGGGGGCCCGUCUCGGCCCGCGCGAGUUCCAGGAGUUCUGCCCGGCCAUCCUGCAGCAGCUGGAGUCUCAGGCGUGCACGGCGGAGAACCUGGAGAACGAGGAGAAUGAGCAGACGGAGGAGGGGAAGCCCAGCUCGGCAGAAGUCUGGGGUUACGGUUUCCUCUGCGUGACCGUCAUCUCCCUCUGCUCCCUGGUGGGAGCCAGCGUGGUGCCCUUCAUGAAGAAGACCUUUUACAAGCGGCUGCUCCUCUUCUUCAUUGCCCUAGCGAUCGGAACUCUCUACUCCAAUGCCCUCUUCCAGCUCAUCCCCGAGGCCUUUGGAUUUAACCCUCAAGAGGAUUAUUAUGUUUCCAAAUCUGCAGUGGUCUUUGGAGGGUUUUAUUUGUUCUUCUUCACAGAAAAAAUCCUGAAGAUGCUUCUCAAGCAGAAAGACCAGCACCAUCAUGGGCACAGCCACUACAGCCCGGAGACUCUCCCCUCCAAGAAGGACCAGGAGGAAGGGGUCACUGAAAAACUGCAGAAUGGGGACAUGGAUCAUAUGAUCCCUCACAGGAACAGUGAGCUAGAGUGCAAGAGCCCUCCAGUGGAUGAGAAGGUCAUUGUGGGCUCCCUGUCUAUCCAGGACCUGCAGGCUUCCCAGAGUGCGUGCUACUGGCUGAAAGGGGUGCGAUACUCCGACAUUGGCACGCUGGCCUGGAUGAUCACCCUGAGUGACGGCCUCCACAAUUUCAUCGAUGGCUUGGCCAUCGGCGCCUCUUUCACCGUGUCGGUCUUCCAAGGGAUCAGCACUUCUGUGGCCAUUCUCUGCGAGGAGUUUCCCCACGAGCUGGGUACUUUGGCCUGGCGGCUGUGCACCUUACCUGCAUGUGGUCCCGACCCAGGGAAGAAUUUAUGCAUGUGCUUAAAUCUUUCUCAAGGAGAGAGUUUAAAGCACUUGUUUAAAUUGAACCCACUUCACCAUUUUCUUCUAACCUUCAACCAAAUGUACCAACAGCUCAGUCACUUACAGAGAAGCAUGUGGUGGAGGGCGGUACGAGAAGCAAUACCAACCGGGCUAGACAAGCUGUUAAAUCACAUUGUGUUAUCUGUUCUGAAAAUUCCUGGUGUUUGUGUGAUUAAAGUUAGAUUGAGAGACAUCUGCCAGCAGCCCCUCUUCUUCAACUUCAUCUCGGCCUGCUGCUGCUACCUAGGACUGGCCUUUGGGAUCCUGGCUGGCAGCCACUUUUCUGCCAACUGGAUCUUUGCUCUCGCUGGCGGGAUGUUCCUCUACAUUGCACUGGCUGAUAUGUUCCCGGAGAUGAACGAAGUGAGCCAGGAGGACGAGCGGAACGGCAGCGCCUUGAUUGCCUUCGCUAUCCAGAACGCAGGGCUGCUGACGGGAUUCAUCAUCAUGUUGCUGCUCACCAUGUUCUCAGGCCAGAUCCAGAUAGGGUAGGACGGGCCUGGCUUGGCUGGGCUUUCCCACCUGCGGGAAGGAGGGCAGCUGUACGAGGCAUCAGCAUUGCAAAAACACUGCGGAAAAGAGGCAUUACGACUAAAACUCUUCCAUAGACUCUGUAUCAUUUAUUUUUGGGGGGGCUGAUGAAGCUCCUUGCCCUCGAUCUAAAGUGAUCCAAGGACUUGUUUCCAGUGUAGCAACCCUUCCUCUCCUCUCCGGCACCCGAGGGACUCCUGGGAACAAUGCACAUGAGGAUCAGGAAAACGGGCUCCCUGGCUCCUUUUUGGCUGCAUCACCCACUUCCGAGAG
Pelodiscus sinensis (Chinese soft-shelled turtle) is the source of this 2099-nucleotide messenger RNA. Lineage: Eukaryota; Metazoa; Chordata; Testudines; Trionychidae. The record is from RefSeq and is a predicted model, not a curated record.